This is a messenger RNA of Bipolaris sorokiniana ND90Pr, 1635 nucleotides long. RefSeq lists its product as uncharacterized. The transcript is spliced from 3 exons. NCBI's taxonomy places the organism in Eukaryota, Fungi, Ascomycota, Dothideomycetes, Pleosporales, Pleosporaceae. The record is from RefSeq and is a predicted model, not a curated record. The coding region runs from base 109 to 1167 and encodes 352 amino acids.
CUUCACGUGUCCAGAGUAGAAGACAUUCGUUUUUUUGCCAUACUCACAUUCCCCUCGCUCACGUCGACGCGGCUGCAAGCGCUGGUCUGGAAGAGCAAGUUGCCCGCCAUGAACUACAUAUCAAACCUCGUCAACUCGGAUGCGGUUAUUAAUCCCCUCCUGGACAAUGGCUACCUCCCACAUGCGGUGAUCCGUGUAGGAAUCAGGCGCCAGCUAGCCGAUCGCCUACAGUCGAUAGCAACUACGUCCCUGGAGUCUGCUUACGAGACCAAGAUGAAGUACGUCAAGCUUCUCCGGGAAAGGCCAAUUGCAAUUGCGACUGCGACGGCAAACGAGCAGCACUAUGAGGUAGGGACGAGUGUUCUCAAGGGCAUGUUAGGCCCGCGGAUGAAGUAUUCGGCCUGUUUGUAUGAGAAGGGCGGGGAGACGCUGGCGCAGGCCGAGAUUGCCAUGAUGCGAUUAUAUAUCGAGAGGGCCGAAUUGAAGGAUGGAAUGAGCAUUUUGGACCUUGGAUGUGGCUGGGGCUCAGCAUCCCUCUUCAUGGCGGAAAUGUUCCCCAACUCCAAAAUCACUGGUUUUUCAAACUCAAAAACACAAAAAGAGUACAUUGACAGCGUUGCUGUAUCAAAAGGACUAAAGAACUUGACCAUCAUCACGGGCGAUGUUGUCGACUAUGAGUUCCAGCCCGAGGCAUACGACCGCGUCAUUUCCAUUGAGCUCUUUGAGCACAUGAAGAAUUACCAGCUUCUGCUGCGUAAAGUCAGUUCUGCUCUGAAACCUGGUGGCAAGCUCUUUGUUCAUAUCUUUGCGCACUGCACGACUCCGUAUGAUUUCGAAGAGGGUUGGAUGACGGAGCAUUUCUUCACGGGCGGUACUAUGCCUUCGGCUGAUUUAUUGCUGUACUUCCAAGAUGACUUGAGAGUCAAGAACCAGUGGUGGGUGUCUGGUAUGCACUACUCAAAGACGUGUGAGGAUUGGUUGGUUACCAUGUUGAAGAACAAGGAGAGUAUCUGGAAAGGACUGGUAGAGACGUAUGGAGAGGAGGGUGCGUUGACUUGGUGGAAUAGGUGGCAGGUUUUCCACAUGGCUUGCUCCGAGUUGUUCAGGUGGAAUGGGGGCGAUACAUGGGGUGUCAGCCACUAUCUGUUUGAGAAGCCUUCCGCAUAAGUUACGAAGACUGGUGAGAGUUGCUGAAGGCGAGUGCAGACUCGCAUAAUGUCUAAAAAAACUAAAUUCAUAGAUAUCACUCUGAAUUUCAUGAAACCGUAAAAUGAAGAAUCAACAAAACUGCAUAUGACGCGAUUGCUCUAUUUUGCAUUGAUGCGAACUUCUUGGCGCUGUUCACACGGGACAUUGCAGCCACUGGCUGUGGUGUCUAUCUCGAGCACUCCAUUGUCUGUGCAAUUGAGCAUGCCUCGUGUGGAUAUCUUCUAGGCUCUCUCUCCACGCCCAACGCCCUGCAUUCAUUGUUCAAUGGUCCCAUGGGUGCUUCCAGCCCAAAAGCGCGGGGCCGUCCUUCUUCGCGCGGUACAUCAACUGCACCUGUUAGCACCUGUAUCGCUCCUACCAGAUCUCUAACAUACGAAGAACCACAUUGACGCGCCGAGACCCGUUGCCAUGAAUCGGUAUAGCGGC